GCAGUGGCAGUCUGGCGUAACCGCGACUCGAACCGUCUGCCACACAACGCCUCUCCUCCUACCUUCCUCUCCCCCCAAACCUAAACCCAUUCCCAUCGAUCUCUAUCGCGAUGGCAUCCACGAAAGCCUUUCGCCACCUGCUUCUGCUCCUCGCCGUCGCCCUCCUCUCCCUCUUCCGCCGAGUCGUCGCCGCCGCCCGACGCCUGCUCUCCUUCGUCUCCCUGCGCGAGUUAUUGCUCCACCUCUCCUUCCUCCGCUGCGGUCUCCGACCCGUCACGCUCGACCUCGGCCACGCGUCGCUGCACAUCUGGGGCCCCAACCCCCGCCGCGCCCUCCGGAAGCCUGCCCUCCUCCUCAUUCACGGCUUCGGCGGCAACUCAAAGUGGCAAUGGGAGCGCCAGAUCGGGGCUCUAUCCCGCUCCUUCGAUCUCUAUAUCCCGGACCUCCUCUUCUUCGGCAGAUCCCGUUCCUCCUGCGCCGACCGUUCCGUGGGCUACCAGGCGCGGUGCGUCGCGGAGGCGAUGCGCCUCCUCGGGGUCGCCCGGUACUCCGUGAUGGGGAUCAGCUACGGCGGGUUCGUGGCGUUCCGCCUGGCGGAGAUGGAGGCGGAGUCGGUGGAGCGCGUGGCGAUUCUCACCGCUGGAAUCUGCAUGUCGCCGGAGCAGUUGAGGGUGAUGUCUGCAAAAGAGAAGAGAGACGUGUGCGAGCUGCUGCUGCCGCAGAAGGCGGACGAUCUGAGGACCCUCGUCAGCCGGUCCAUGUACCGCCCUCCCAAGUGGAUCCCCUCGUUCUUUCUCCAAGAUUUCAUCGAGGUGAUGUACAGAGAUCAAAGGAAGGAAAGGGUUGAACUGUUGACAAAACUUCUCGAUGAUGGGAUUGACCAGGACCCCGUUCCAGUUCUUACUCAGGACACUUUGAUACUUUGGGGCGACAAGGAUGCCAUUUUCCCACUACCACUCGCUCAUCAAUUACAAAGACAUUUGGGAGAGAAGGCGAAGUUGGAAGUGAUCAAGGAUGCCGGGCAUGCGCUACAACUGGAAAAGGCCGAAAAGGUUAAUUACUUCGUUGAGAAAUUUCUCAUGUCUGAGUCAGCAAAAAAACAUUGCAGCCUUUCAUAAUAGUGCAAUGCAACAUUUAUGUACGUUAGGUCAUGUGAUGCAAGAAAUUUCUGAUUUGGCGUCUCAAAUAACAUU
This is a messenger RNA of Zingiber officinale, 1193 nucleotides long. RefSeq names its product dihydrolipoyllysine-residue acetyltransferase component of acetoin cleaving system-like. The coding region runs from base 111 to 1118 and encodes 335 amino acids. The transcript has 4 exons. NCBI's taxonomy places the organism in Eukaryota, Viridiplantae, Streptophyta, Magnoliopsida, Zingiberales, Zingiberaceae. The record is from RefSeq and is a predicted model, not a curated record.